CGCCUACAUCUUUUAAACUGAUAAUUGCUUUUCUCUCCCGACAGAGCAAACUGCUGAUGGAGGGUUUCCGCAGCUUAAAGGAGGGAGAGCAGGUGGAGUUCACCUAUAAGAAAUGCUCCAAGGGCCUGGAGUCCCUGCGGGUGAACGGGCCUAGGGGGGGGCCCUGCGCAGGCAGCGAGAGGAGACCCAAAGCCAAGGUCCCACUCCAGAAACGCAAACCAAAGGGAGACCGCUGUUAUAACUGUGGAGGUCUGGAUCACCAUGCCAAGGAGUGUGGCCUGCCCCCCCAGCCAAAGAAAUGCCACUACUGCCAGAGCAUCACGCACAUGGUGGCCCAGUGCCCCCACAAGGCGCUGGCCCCCGCCUCAGGUUCUCAGGACCAAAAUGUGUCUACCUCUACGGGGCCCUUCCUCGGCCCGCCGGAGGAGGAGGAGCGCUCGGGCUCGUCUCCCCUCGAGGGGUCCUCCUCCUCCCCCGAGGAGCCCCAGCCUCCCCGCGGCCCCCGGACCCAGAGGUGGAGGAAGUCCUGAAGACAGCCCAGAGAGGUGUGCCGCUCACC
Molecule: messenger RNA, 559 nt
Organism: Notothenia coriiceps (black rockcod)
Lineage: Eukaryota; Metazoa; Chordata; Actinopteri; Perciformes; Nototheniidae
Product: protein lin-28 homolog B-like
Exons: 2
Biological process (GO): pre-miRNA processing
Cellular component (GO): nucleus; cytoplasm
Molecular function (GO): mRNA binding; zinc ion binding
Source: RefSeq, a predicted model, not a curated record